AUUGCACGCACGUAGGGAAUAUCUACUACACCCAGGCAGGUGCGACCGGCUACCUAGCUUACUGCACAGCAAAGCCUGCUCUCGCUGCCGUAUAUACGCUGAGCGGAGUAAUUCAGUCGUAAUUCUGCGGCUUAUUGGCUGCGAUAAGGAUGGUUUAGAUCUUACAACAGUUCCAAGAACAUGGCGAUACAUUGAAGAUAUUAUCUCCUCUAGGCACACCUCGAAUCUACCUCGGACAACCACCACUGGUGGUCCAUCUGUCCCUGUACAUCUGCGUCUUUAUCCUUGGAUCAUGUGGGCGCCAUGGAGAGUGAGACGGCGUUGAGGACUGGUUCUGUGGAUUAGCGUCUGCAACAGCCGAUAAUAGACAGUGCCAACCCUGCCCAGAAGGGCUACCUUAGAUAGGUAGGUAGUUGUCGUUGCGUGUGACGUGAUGGCGCGUUAGAGUUGGGACACGGGUCUGUAAUGGACAGCUUCUUGGUAUCAAGUCUCACGUUCGAUGUGGCAAUGCGUGGAGAGGCAGGGCUUGCUACGCUCACUACCAAUACUCUUCCACCACAACAGCGAGACUUCUAUUACAAUCUCUUUAUCUGUUACGUCGUCCUCAAUGGUGACCUCAACGCCGCCCCACCACCCUCCUCCGCCUUCCUGCCCCACCCUCCGCCCUCCACUCACCCCUCCCCUUGCUUCUUCAGCUCAAUCAGCGGCUCUGAUAAUACUGAUUUGCUCGACGACCGCUCCGGCUUGUCUCCCUCUGCUGUAAACGUAGCGCCCGCCGACGACGCCCCGAUCCUGCAGCGCCGCAUUCUCACGGCCCGCUCGGUUCCCGCUCUUGCCGCCGAGUUGUUUUGGACCAAAGAUUUUGUCGACAAGGAGACCGCGCGCGCGAACGCUGCAGCAGAAUCUGGAGUGCCUUUUGUAGUCGACUUGCAUUUGCAACCGAAUGAUGAAACGUCCUCUGAUAAGACAAUUAACUACGACUCUUCUACGCCGGGCCCGUAUAGGAGGUUGCAAUUGGCCAAAGGUCCAAAACCCUUCGAGGGCAAUGCACAGGUUGCAAACGCUGGCCACUUUCGCGCUACUGCCUUGCACGGUAACUCGGCUCUAGAGGGUCAGGUGGCAGAGAGUGUCAGCCAAGAUCCAGAGAAGACUGGCACCAGCGUGGCCGCCAAUCGUAAAGGCAUGGGGAAGGUGUGAGAGACGCAGCGUGCUAGGAGCAACUCGUCCCGUGGAAGCCAGCGUGGUAGAGGGCAGUCGUCUCCGGGAUGUCAGCGUGGUGGAGGAGAGUCGUCUCGUGGAGAUCAGCGUGCUGGUACCAGUGAGCCCGAGAAUUCUUCCAAGGAGGUGUAACCGCGAUACCCUAGUCAGGUUGAUUUUACUGUGCCUGCAUGGUGUAAUGGAAAGCAACAAACACAAUCUUACCUUAUAGUGGCAAGCACAACAGAUCUUUACCUACAUGGCUUUUCAUGACAUCCUCUGCUUAGGUAUUCUGACCAGAAGUAUUACCCCGUUGCAUACAGAAUACGUAUCUUAUAAAAGGGUAGAUGUAUCUAGGGACGCUGGCGUGGCGCAACACCAUGGUGAUACCUUGGAGUGAUAGACGAC
This is a messenger RNA of Boeremia exigua, 1605 nucleotides long. RefSeq lists its product as uncharacterized. The record is from RefSeq and is a predicted model, not a curated record. The transcript has 4 exons. Lineage: Eukaryota; Fungi; Ascomycota; Dothideomycetes; Pleosporales; Didymellaceae. The coding region runs from base 466 to 1197 and encodes 243 amino acids.